AUGUCAUACAGUGUCGAGACAAAAAAACACGUCCGGGGGAUAUCCGAUCACAUACUUUCGGAGCACAAGAUAUCAACAACGCCAGCGAUUACCGGAAUGGGACCCUUUACCACAGCCGUCCGUGUAUCUCUUUCAGCAAUUGAUGAUACAGUUCAUUACAGAAGCAAGGUCCCUGAUAGUACAACACCCUGUAACCAUGGCUGCUUUGCGGGAAAUAUGAAAGGAACAUCAAUAGUAGCCGAAAGAAAUCUCCGUGAGGUGAGAAUGGCACACAUAAUCUACGUAAUUUGA
Messenger RNA from Nakaseomyces glabratus, 291 nucleotides. RefSeq lists its product as uncharacterized. Lineage: Eukaryota; Fungi; Ascomycota; Saccharomycetes; Saccharomycetales; Saccharomycetaceae. The record is from RefSeq and is a predicted model, not a curated record.